This is a messenger RNA of Calidris pugnax (ruff), 2784 nucleotides long. RefSeq names its product migration and invasion inhibitory protein (gene MIIP). The record is from RefSeq and is a predicted model, not a curated record. The transcript is spliced from 10 exons. Bases 142 to 1557 code for a protein of 471 amino acids. Lineage: Eukaryota; Metazoa; Chordata; Aves; Charadriiformes; Scolopacidae. Gene Ontology annotation, biological process: negative regulation of G2/M transition of mitotic cell cycle; negative regulation of cell migration.
CACACAUCAGUACCUGCAGCAAAGCAGAUAGUGUGGGAAGAAGAGAAAACCAACACUGUUCCCCUUCAGUGCUCUCUUAAUUACUGCAGAGAACAUGGUGGUAAAUUUGCAUGAAUUAUCCCUAUAUCAAUGCUGUAAACAAUGGAAACCAAAAUAAAAAUGAAUUGGAAAAAUACUUCUCCUGCUGUGUUCUGCGUAUCGGGACACAAAGCCUUCAAGAGAAAAUGUUUUCAUAGGAUGGAUUUAGAGCACCUGAAGAGGCUGCGUCAGGCCAACCAGGACCUUAUACAAAGGCUCAGAGUGACGCAGGAAGAGAUCAGGAAAAGGUUUCCCAGCAAGCUGCUCUCUCCAGCAUCCCUUCAGAACAGCACAGCUACUGAAAGAGCUGUCCCCUUGCCCAGGAGAGGGAAGGAAAACCAGUUUGAUGCUGCAAAGUCUCCAGCUGACCCUGCGAUGUUGGUGUCUGUGGAACCUGCAGUUUACGCAGCCAGGGCAGCCCUUUGUUCAUCUCUUAAACGCAGCAGCAGUGACAGAGGGGUUCAGCAGCAACAAGUGAAAACACAGGAAGCAGGAGGCUUGGAUUCCAGCUUUCCUGGAAAAGAGAAUAAUGUCACGCCAGUGUCUGCAAUCAUUACAUGUGGCAGAGAAACCUCUGGAGUGGAUAGGGAUGCCCUUGCUCAAGGAAGUCUGGAGAAAGAAUCCUUCCUUCCAGGACGUGGAGAGAACAUGGAAACCAUGUCCACUCUGCCACAUGGUUUCCAUGAGAAAAAGCAGCUUAAAGAUGGUCUGCACUCAUCACUGAGCAGCAUACAAAGUGAGGAGACCAGCAAGCAGCCUGUGGUCAUUAGAGAGCCUGUAGCGCGUAAAUCCAUCUUGCUGACGGCUCAGUCCAAAGGGUUGAAGAAGGAAGCUGGUCGUGUGACUUUUCAGUCUGACCCUGAAGAACACACCGUACCUGUGAGCGGCUGGGCCCUGCGUCCUUUCCUGGGCUAUGACUGGAUUGCAGGGCUCCUAGAUACAAACUCUUCAGUGGCAGAAAAAUCUGAUGAGUACUUUGCUGAGCUGCAUGAGUUCCGACAGGCCAACAAAGAAGCAUGUAUUCAUCAGGAGCACCUGGGGGCCAAGGCUCUGGAUUACAUAGUUCCUGAACAAGAAACGGAUUUGAUACCCAGUUCCCAUAAGUGUGUUUACUGUUACCGAUUAAAUCAGCGCCUCUUCACUGUCCCUGUGGAUUCAGAAUCUGUCUGCCCUGUGUGUAAGAUCCCAAGCUCUCACCAGCCCCCAGAGGUACUGGAAGAGCCAGCCUAUGUCAGGGUCAGCAUUCCCAGGUCUGCCCUAAUGCCUGCCUACAAAUACAAAGCCCAUCGCAGGAAGAGCUUUGAUCCCUCAGACAACCUGGCAUUACCUUCGCAUUGCCUGGCUGGCUGGGAAAACACCGUCCCUUCCAGCAGCCCCACACUCGGCAGCUUGGGUCUGCGAGCUUCACUGGGGGAGAAGCCACCCCACCGGGCUGGCCUGGUAAGAACAAACUGGGAAGAAUCCCUGGAGAUGCUGUGAAUUGCACUGAUGGGAACUGCAGUCCCGUCUCUCGAGAGGAUAUGAUAAUCAUCAAUGGCUGAGCACACAAAAAUUCCUGGAAGAUUAUCUCCUUAUCUCCACAAGAAAAUGUUUUCUUUCCGUUGCUGUGUAAACUCCUGUGCAGAGACACCCAAAAGCAAAUAGAGCUGGAUAGCAGGCAAAAGCCCAUUCAGCUCACCAAUCUUCAUCAAAAUGGGAGAAGACACUUAGACGUUCUUUGAUUAAUAUCCUCCUCAUUUGGAUUCCAGAACUUGGUGUCCAGAGUGUCAGGAGGAACCAGAACUGACCAGCUUCUGACCCACUUGACACACUUCAGAUUUAGCAGUGCUUCUCAGCAGAGAGAGCAAAACAGACCUGGACACUGCAGAGCAGCUCCACAUUUCAGUCUGAGUGCCUCAGCUCUGUGAACCACUGACAGGAUUGCCCUGCGAAAGGCUUUGGGGCAGGGUGUGGGAACAACUCUGUUUGCAUAGAACUAAAUCUUUGAGCAGAUUUUUCCUAGUUUUCAUAGUUGUGUGCAUACGUGAGCAACCAGUACACAUGGCCGAAUGUACAAACUCUCAUGUAUGUUUUUUCACUUUUCUUUUUUGCCUUUUGCAGCUACUCCUAAGCAGAUACAUAAGCUUUCCCACCUAGGGCUGGAUAAAGUGAUGUGUACAGGAUGACUAGUCUGUAACCACUAGGACCGUAGCAACAGAGUUCAUCUGCCACCUCAGCUAAGUAAACAAGAAGUGUAACGUUAACUCUGAAUGCCAGGGUGAGGAACUGGCCUAGGAAUGGCCUACUUUCAGGGAGAUGCAUACAUAUAUGUUGAUUUCCAAAUGUUUGAAACAUGACACAUAAUUUGCUGGUGCCUUAAACUUGAGUUACCCAAUAAUUUAGUCAAACAAAAAAAAAGUGCAGUUUCUUUUCAGUACAAUGUCUGUAGCUACAGGGUACAUUACAUCAGAGUAAUUAUGAAUGUGCAAAAGCAUAUUAAAGUAAAAUAAAAUUUUAUUAAUUCAAAAGCUAGAUAAUGCCAUAAAAUGUUUGCGAAUUAUGCUUGCCUCUGUUGUUCCAAGUAUUUUGGAGAUAAACCAAAAAACAUUUUGGAGUUUUUAAAUUGUACCAAAACAAAAUAUACAGUGUGUUUUGUUUGAACUUCAUAGACUGAUCUUACUUUCCUUGUCUAAAAACAAUAAAACUGAUGAUUUACUUUGUUUUGAA